AUGUCACUUUCAAGACUUGCCUUGGGUACGUUGUUGCUGCAUAUUGUUAACUGCCAGAAUGCUGACUCAUUGCCGCAAUAUGACUUUAUUAUUGUUGGCGGGGGUACCGCAGGACUUGCUGUUGCGAACAGACUCUCGGAAAUACCAGAUAUCACCGUUGCCGUAAUCGAGACGGGAGACUCGGUUUUCAAUAACCACAAUGUUACUCAAACCACCGGUUAUGGGUUGAGCUUCGGAACCGAAAUCGACUGGGCUUAUGAGACUGAGAACCAAACUUAUGCCGGAGGUUCAAAGCAGAUUAUGCGCGCUGGGAAGGCCAUUGGAGGAACGAGCACUAUCAAUGGCAAGGUCCCCGUUUCCAUGCUUCCUGUACUCGACGAAACUCUGUCGGAAGUCGGUGUCCCUUAUGACCGUGACGUUAAUGAUGGCAGCAUGGUCGGACUCACAUCCCAUCCAAACACCAUUGACAGAGACGCCAAUAUGCGCUAUGACGCAGCGAGAGCUUACUAUUGGCCUUAUGAAGAUAGGUCAAAUCUCAAGAUUAUCUCAAACACCCAGGCAAACAAGAUCAUUUGGGCUGAAGGGUCUCAGAGUGAGGCCAUUGCGAUUGGAGUCGAGGUUACCGGUGACAAUGGAACAGAAGUGAUCCACGCUUCGAAGGAGGUGAUACUCUCAGCUGGUUCUCUGAAGUCCCCUUUACUCCUAGAGCUAUCUGGCAUUGGAAACCCUGAUAUACUCAAAAAGUUCGACAUCCCCGUUAAGGUCAACAUUUCUACUGUGGGUGAAAACUUGCAGGAUCAGACAAAUAAUGGCUUGUCUUACGACGGUAGGGAAUUCUGGCUCGGUUCACCAACUUUUUCGGCUCUCCCAUCAGUCGACCAUAUUUACGGCGACAAUGUUUCUUCGGUUGCUUCUGCUGUUAACUCGAGUCUCUCUGACUACGCAAAGGCUGUAUCCAAUUUCUCAAAUGGAGCAGUAUUGGAGGCUAAUGUUCAGGCCGCAUUCCAAAUUCAGUAUGAUUUGGUCUUCAAACAUCGAGUUCCAUAUGCAGAGAUUGUGUUCCUUCCCAUCGCACAUUCGUUCACGACUGAAUACUGGUCUCUGCUGCCGUUCUCAAGAGGUAGUGUCCACAUGGCCUCUUCGGAUCCAUCUCAUCCGCCUUCUAUCAACCCGAAUUAUUUCAUGUUCGAGCAGGAUCUCAACAGUCAGGCUGAUGUAGCUCGGUACAUCCGCAAGAUAUUCAAUACAAGCCCCCUAAACAGCCUUGUAGGAGAUGAGCUUGCACCGGGGCUGGACCUUGUCCCUGAAGAUGGACCAGAGUCCAAAUACACUAGCUGGGUCAAGUCAACAUAUCGAUCGAACUUCCACCCUGUCGGUACUGCCAGCAUGCUUCCUCGAGAGAAAGGCGGUGUUGUUAACGCUGAUCUCAAGGUGUACGGUACGGAAAAUGUUCGCGUGGUUGAUGCUUCUAUCAUUCCGUUCCAAGUAUGUGGCCACUUGACAAGCACUAUAUACGCAGUGGCCGAAAAAGCAGCGGAUAUCAUCAAGAAGAAGUACACAUAG
This is a messenger RNA of Talaromyces amestolkiae, 1563 nucleotides long. RefSeq lists its product as uncharacterized. Bases 1 to 1563 code for a protein of 520 amino acids. The record is from RefSeq and is a predicted model, not a curated record. Lineage: Eukaryota; Fungi; Ascomycota; Eurotiomycetes; Eurotiales; Trichocomaceae. The transcript has 3 exons. Gene Ontology annotation, molecular function: oxidoreductase activity, acting on CH-OH group of donors; flavin adenine dinucleotide binding.